Molecule: messenger RNA, 913 nt
Organism: Porites lobata
Lineage: Eukaryota; Metazoa; Cnidaria; Anthozoa; Scleractinia; Poritidae
Source: the annotation of a GenBank genome assembly
AUGGCGCGGGAGUUUGAAGAGCGAGCGGAGGAAAUGGGACGGAGGUCCGUGGUUAAAGAAGCGUCUGGGUUCGCGGAGGAGCUUGGUGUCGAGCUUCAUCUCGAACAUCCCCGUGAAGUCAAGACGGAACUGCGGAAGUGUCGAGUAGAGAAGCUAGAGUCAGCGAUGGUAGGGAAGUCUCGUUACAACUAGGUUACAGGACGAGAAGUUGAGCGCUAGUGGAUGCUUUUGGUGGCUGACAGAGUGGAAGUCCUGUCCAACACACAAAAUCGCCGGCAAGUUUGAGCUGUACGAACAACUGUUACCAACUCGAUUAUAUGCAAGUCAGAAGAUCCAUACAAGACGUGGUGCAGGCUGCGUGGUAAGGCCCCAGAAAGAGUGGCUCACAUUCUGUCUGGGUGUGGUGCGCUUGCACAGAACAAGUACAUGUACCUUUCCCGACACGACUCUGCUUCAAAGGUACUUUUCUAUGAGAUGCUGCAUGAUCUGGGACUCAUAGAUGAAAUUCUUCCCUGGUAAUCUCCGACCAAGCCAAGGUUUACAUACGAGUCGGAUGACGUACAAGCCUAUUGGGACGUGCCAGUUUUGAAGAUGUGAGACGCAACAGAGUUGACGCUCGAAUCGUCAACCACAAGACCAAGCGGGUCACUACACUCAAAAUGAGCUGUCCGUGGGUCAGUAACAGAGAGAAGAAGAGCAAAGAGAAGACUGUAAAGUAUGUCCCCCUACGUUGGGAAUUAAAGCAGCAGUUCCCUGGUUACGAAGUGAAACAACCCAACAUCGUCAUCAUCGGGAGAUGGACAAGUCUACAAUGUACGAGGUUGUGGGGAGCAGAAGUAAAGAGGUGCUAAAAACAACGCAGAAGGCAGUGCUGUCAGGCUCAAUAUUACCCAGACAUUUAAAGUUGACUUGA